ACUCAAUUGCGCGAAGAGGUCGCCGCCGCCGUAUUCCCAGUAAAUAAAAGAGGUCGCCGUUGUAGCUGAGACUAGCAAGCAGGGGAGAGAUAUGGGAACCGUUAAAGCCGGCAAACCCUCCAAGUCUCGGAGGAACCCUAAUAAGCUUGGCAUCAGAAAGAAGAGAAGCAGCCAUGACAGCAGUGCAAAGAAAAUCCAGAAGAAGAAGAAGAAGACGAAUAAACGGCAGCAGCAAGACAUUCCCGCUGACAUAGUCGAAGAACAACAACUACCCAACGACGACGAGGUUCCUUCCACCGCUCCCCGGCCGCUUGAUUUCUUUCUGAGCGAGUUCCAGUCGGCUAAUGGCAUUCAGCUUUCGUCUCUCGAGCUGGAAUCGAUUAACGAGGACUGCUUUAUGGAGUUAUCUGAAGAACUGCCGCAUGGUGUUGAGGCUCUAGGGAAAGGUAUGAAGGAUGCGUUCGGCAAGUCAUGGAAAGCAGAACUCUGUGACGGGAAGCUUGUGGAUGGCAAGAUUGAAGCGGGGAAUCCUGCUGUUCUUUUCAUUUCUGCGUCUGCAUUGAGAGCAAUAGAUCUUCUAAGGGGUGUGCGGUUGCUAACGAAAGAAUGCCAUGCCGCCAAGCUGUUCUCGAAGCACAUGAAAGUCGAGGAGCAGGUCACAAUCUUAAAGAGCCGUGUUAAUUUUGCUAGUGGUACACCAAGCAGGAUAAAGAAAUUGAUUGACAUUGAAGCAAUGGGGCUCUCGCGAUUGAAAGUCGUCGUGGUGGAUUUGCAACAAGAUGUGAAGGGUUAUUCCUUGCUCUCACUUCCACAAGUGAGGUCAGUCUCAGAAAACAACUGGACUGCCUUUGCCUUAUGUAGACUUGUGCUUUCUCGCUUUAUGAACUCGGUUCUCUCUCUCACUUACCUAUUCACAUCAUUUGGCAGAGAAGAGUUCUGGGAUUUGUACAAGAGCCACAUACACCCACUCCAAUACCGACUAAGUCGAAUGAUAAGAAACGAAGGCGAAAUGAAUGAACUACAGUGACAUAAUACCAGUUGGAUAUCAAUUUUGAGCAGAGUCUAAGAUAUCGAAGAGCAGCUUUAGACUCCAUACUUCAUUAAGCUCAGUGUAUGAAACUCAUGAUAUGUUCAUAUGUUGUAUGGAGGAUUUCGAUAUGACAGGUUACAACAGGAAGCAUAAUAGGCGAAGAGCACUAAAAGGGCUUUAAGCCCAAAAGAUAUAAACAAAGUUCAGGCCCAAUCCUCAUGGUUUUAGCCAUUGUUAGUCUGGGUCUGUGGGAUAUUUUAUUUCGUGUUCUUCGCACACUGUUUCGAGAAAAAGGGAAGGGAAAUUCCGCGGUAAAACUGCGGAGUUCUUCACCGGCAGUCCGGUAGGAAUUGCCGCUGGCUCUCUCGAUUGACAAAGAGAGC
Messenger RNA from Linum tenue, 1413 nucleotides. NCBI's taxonomy places the organism in Eukaryota, Viridiplantae, Streptophyta, Magnoliopsida, Malpighiales, Linaceae. The record is from the annotation of a GenBank genome assembly.